AUGGGGACUGGAAUGAGCAAGGUUGUCAAAGGCCUCUACCUCGGGAACAUCCGUGACUCCGAGGACCGGGAAAACCUGCUGAGGAACGGGGUGACGCACAUCCUCUCCGUCCACAACAGCGCCAAGCCAGUGCUGGAGGACAUGACCUAUCUCUGUAUCUCGGCCUCGGAUUCAUCCAGUCAAAACCUGCUGCAGCAUUUUAAGGAGUGCAUCAAGUUCAUCCACGAAUGCCGGCUCGGUGGGGGAGGCUGCCUCGUCCAUUGCCUGGCUGGGGUCUCCCGGAGCACCACUAUCCUGGUGGCUUACCUCAUGACGGUGACCGAGCUCGGCUGGGAGGGCUGCCUGGCCGCCACCAAGGCCGUGCGCUCCUACGUCAGCCCCAACUUUGGCUUCCAGCAGCAGCUGCAGGAGUACGAGGUGACCUUGCUGCAGGAGUACCGCGCCUGGAUCCGCCGUGACUAUGGCAGGAACCCAUUCAAGGACCAGGAGGAGCUGCAGUGCUUGCUGGCCCAGCAGGAGCAGAGGCAGAAGGAGCAGCAGCUGGGGAGCAGGGAUUGCUCCUGGCUCCGCUCUCCAGCUCCCACCUACCCGCUGCCCUACCACGCCGGUGGCACCAGCAGAAGCAGAUGGCUGAACAGAUAA
This is a messenger RNA of Gymnogyps californianus (California condor), 642 nucleotides long. Its product is annotated as dual specificity protein phosphatase 22-A-like. Gene Ontology annotation, cellular component: cytosol. The record is from RefSeq and is a predicted model, not a curated record. NCBI's taxonomy places the organism in Eukaryota, Metazoa, Chordata, Aves, Accipitriformes, Cathartidae. Bases 1 to 642 code for a protein of 213 amino acids. The transcript has 7 exons. Gene Ontology annotation, molecular function: protein tyrosine/serine/threonine phosphatase activity. Gene Ontology annotation, biological process: regulation of cell population proliferation; positive regulation of JNK cascade; transforming growth factor beta receptor signaling pathway.